This is a messenger RNA of Portunus trituberculatus (swimming crab), 860 nucleotides long. RefSeq lists its product as uncharacterized. The coding region runs from base 381 to 707 and encodes 108 amino acids. The transcript has 4 exons. The record is from RefSeq and is a predicted model, not a curated record. NCBI's taxonomy places the organism in Eukaryota, Metazoa, Arthropoda, Malacostraca, Decapoda, Portunidae.
CUCAUCUCUACAGCCCAGCAUGGACACUCUGGUAACCCCCGGGAAUAUUCGCGUUGCGCAAGGCUUGGUGUGAAGUAGUUCCUGAAAUGCAGCAGACAGCGAGCCACCUGCUGGAGUUCCCCACAUAAAAAGAAGCGCGUCGCCUGCUCCAAACACUCCAGUAUUGGCGCGACGCUCGCACCACUUGGUCACUCUGCGCUCCUGCUGCUACUACUGCUACUGCUGCUGUUGCUGUUGCUGCUGCUGUUUUGAUCUCGGUACUAACGUGUGUGGUGCGGCGUCCAGCCAGGCACAGACGGCGAGGCAUCGGAAUCACAACACAGGUCUACACGUGCCUCCCCAUAUCCCUCUCUCCCGCGGCUCACUCCUCAGUAGUCACCAUGCAGUCCUUCACGCUGGUCUCCUCCGUGGCGGUGCUGUUGGUGGUGGUGUUGCUGCCCUCCUCUCAUGUAGUCCAUGCCCGUGGUGUGAGGGUGGCCCGGCAGACUUCAGGUGCGCCCUCCGCCUUCCCCAAUGGAGGGACAGUUCCCGUUAAGUUUGGAGGGGGCAGACCUGCUUCUCGGCCUAGCGUGGGUGCUCUUAUCAGCGACUCAUCGGCCAGUAAUCGCAACUCGCCUCCCCCCAUCGUGUUCGGUCCCCGCCCACAACGCUUCCCCUCAACACGCCCACGCCCGCGUCCCAACCCUUGGUUUUUUAGAGGCUUCUGAUCACAGUGUGUUUGUCUUCAUAAUCUUUAAUUUAUUAAGAAAAUCUGUGCAACUUGAAUGAUGAUUUUCUUUUCUCGAGUACCUGUUUCAUGAAAUGUUGAAAUAUUUCGAAUAAUGAUAAUUUGUUGGUAACCAAUAAACGUAUGAAAUGUA